GUCUAUUCAGGGUUUAAAUUUACAUGACAAAUACCAGUUUCUUAACUUGUAUGAUGUUGUAAAUGGAAAAAUAAAAGAUUUGCAAGAAAAAGGAUUGGGCAAAAAAGAAGAUUCAGUUGCACUAACAGCUCAACAAGUUAAAGAUAUUCUGGAUGAUGAAUUUUUAGAUCCAAACACACCUGAAGGUUUAUUGUAUCUGGUUUUUUUUCGCAAUUCAAUGAUAUUUGCUUGCCGUGGUGGUGAGCAUUGUGCUCUACAGAUUAAUCAAUUUCAGAUUCAAGCAGAUGAUA
This is a messenger RNA of Racocetra persica, 290 nucleotides long. Lineage: Eukaryota; Fungi; Glomeromycota; Glomeromycetes; Diversisporales; Gigasporaceae. The record is from the annotation of a GenBank genome assembly.